UAGGAGUGCUUUAAUCGCAUGAUUCCCGGCCAUUUAUUCUCUCUUCCGGCCAAACGCAGUGCCAAAGUUGCAGUCCUCUCUCCUCCAUCCUUCUCGUUUUCUCCAGAUCUUCCACCUGCCGUCGCUAGGGUUGGGUGGAGUGGCUUUCCGUUGUCAGUGGCGGAGAUCUUCGAUCUGGCUGCGGGUUCGUAGAUGAAGCAGCAGUCAGCAGCGGUCUAGUUCGAGUCCGAGAAGAGGGAGGAAAAGAUCUCCUUUUUGUUGCUGUUUUUCCUCCAAUUUCGCGUCCCGUGUUCUAGUAGGAAGACACGUCAGAGAUCGGCGGAAGAGAUGAGCGCGUCGAGGUUCAUAAAGUGCGUCACGGUCGGGGACGGCGCCGUCGGGAAGACCUGCAUGCUCAUUUCCUACACCAGCAACACUUUUCCCACAGAUUAUGUUCCGACAGUGUUUGACAAUUUCAGUGCUAAUGUAGUGGUGGACGGAAACACAGUCAACUUAGGUUUGUGGGAUACUGCAGGUCAGGAGGAUUACAAUAGAUUGAGGCCUUUGAGCUAUCGAGGAGCAGAUGUUUUUUUGCUUGCCUUUUCUCUCAUCAGUAAAGCCAGCUAUGAAAAUGUGGCCAAGAAGUGGAUUCCUGAGCUGAGGCACUAUGCACCUGGUGUCCCCAUAAUUCUUGUUGGCACAAAGCUUGAUCUUCGUGAUGACAAACAGUUCUUUAUCGACCAUCCUGGUGCAUCUCUCAUAAGUACCACUCAGGGAGAGGAACUAAAGAAGCAAAUAAGUGCUGCUGCUUACAUUGAGUGCAGUUCAAAGACUCAACAAAAUGUCAAAGCGGUGUUUGAUCAAGCCAUCAAGGUUGUACUUCAACCACCCAAGAAAAACAGGAAGAAGAAAAAGCAACAAAAGACUUGCUCAAUUUUGUGACCAUUGAGCUUGCAAAAAAGGGUUGAGGAUAUCUUUCUGCAGAAACUCAUGUUUUGGAAGUCUAGCAGUCACGUAUGAUUUACAAAGGUCGCUGCUUUCUGGGAGAACAGGUUAUUUGGCUUCAUUUUGACUUGUGACGAUUUGUAACUGGCCUGUUGAAAAUGUACUUUAAUAUGAUCAGUUCGUGUUAAUGUCUAGAGGAAUGUUGUUUGAUCCUUAUUUGCACAAACAUGGUGUUAUUAGAUUACUGUAUUUUAGACCAUCGAAAUCCUGUGAUGAAUGUAGUGCUUGUGUUUUUACCUAAA
This is a messenger RNA of Zingiber officinale, 1226 nucleotides long. Its product is annotated as rac-like GTP-binding protein 5. Gene Ontology annotation, cellular component: cytoplasmic vesicle; cytoskeleton; plasma membrane. The record is from RefSeq and is a predicted model, not a curated record. The transcript has 7 exons. Lineage: Eukaryota; Viridiplantae; Streptophyta; Magnoliopsida; Zingiberales; Zingiberaceae. The coding region runs from base 328 to 921 and encodes 197 amino acids. Gene Ontology annotation, molecular function: GTP binding; protein kinase binding; GTPase activity. Gene Ontology annotation, biological process: regulation of cell shape; actin filament organization; establishment or maintenance of cell polarity.